Molecule: messenger RNA, 1269 nt
Organism: Oikopleura dioica
Lineage: Eukaryota; Metazoa; Chordata; Appendicularia; Copelata; Oikopleuridae
Source: the annotation of a GenBank genome assembly
AUGAAUACAGAUGGAACGACGUCUUGGAACAUCAGUACAACACUUGCCCCGACAACUUACGGAAAUGACAGCAGCGCGUUUACCACCGCCGUGGCAGGAAUGCCUCCCAGUCGCUACUCGACUCCAUCAACAAUAACAAUUGUUAUUUUGGCAUUGACCGCAAGUCUGAUAACUUCUUGCGGAAAUGUCUUAGUAAUUUCUUCGUUUUGCUUCUACCGCAGUCUGCGCACAAUCAACAACUACCUCAUCCUCAACUUAGCCAUCGCCGAUUUGUCUCGGAUUAUCGGAAUGUAUUCUAUGAAUGUUUAUACUGUUUACCUUGUACAGGGCGGCUGGUACAUGGGUAACUUCGCCUGCAAUGUCUGGCUGGGAGUGGACUACGUCGCCUCAAAUGCAUCCGUUCUCAAUCUGCUCAUUAUUUGUAUAGAUAGAUAUUUGUCGGUAAAUUUCCCGGUGAAGUACCGCAACCAUCGAAAACUGGUGCAUGUCAAAAUCGCCAUGGCCUUGACCUGGAUCAUUUCUGCCAUUCUUUGGGGUCCAUGGGUCCUGUGGCAAAUGGUCGAUCCAAAGCAGCAGCCAGCUGCUAAUAAAUGCUACGUGAAGGCCAUUUUUGAGUCUGCUGCCAUCGGUCUAGCGACUUCGGCAGGGGCUUUUUAUGUGCCUGCGAUUGCGAUGAUGUUUCUUUACGCAAAGGUGUACAUGACGAUCGCGGCGAGAAAAAACAAUCUGCAAAACGCCGUAAUCAGCAGCACAGUAAAUAAGCUGGCCAAAGACGCAACAAGCCCGGUAAAGACUUCAAGCAUCAAAAUAUCCGAUGAGCAGGACUCAAAGGGAACGAUGGAUCUGUCAGACGAGCCGAGCCAAAUUUCGAACGUCGACGACAGCGGCGAAAAAGAGGAAAAGGAGAAAAAGUCGUUCUGGUCGCGCCUCGCCAGCAAAAAAGAUGCCUCGUCAACAGCGGCGACUCCGCAACCUCAAAAACCGCAGUAUGGACGACAACUGAAAAGUUUGAAGAAAGAGUCAAGAGCAACAAGGCUUUUAGCUGCCAUUAUUUUCGUCUUUAUAAGCCUUUGGGCGCCUUAUAAUAUCCUUGUAGUUUACGCCUCGCUUCAAAUGCAAGUUCCAGAGAUAGCUUGGGAGCUCUCCUACUGGCUAUGCUAUCUCAACAGGACUCGUACUCUCAACCCAGUGUGCUACGCCGCGUGCAAUCCAGCCUUUCGAUCUGCCUUCAUAGCCAUUCUGACGUGUUCAAAACGAGUAGCAAAAUAA